Molecule: messenger RNA, 1688 nt
Organism: Umbelopsis ramanniana AG
Lineage: Eukaryota; Fungi; Mucoromycota; Umbelopsidomycetes; Umbelopsidales; Umbelopsidaceae
Exons: 5
Coding region: 81-1646 (521 amino acids)
Molecular function (GO): flavin adenine dinucleotide binding; heme binding; acyl-CoA dehydrogenase activity
Source: RefSeq, a predicted model, not a curated record
UUUCUGCCCCGCAAUCAGUUUUUAUUCUGCUGACUACCGACUUUUUCUUCUUUGUUCACAUACUCCCAACUCUAAACACCAUGCAAACUUACACUGCUGAACAAGUUGCUGCUCACAACAACGACAAAGACUGCUGGAUUAUUGUUGAUAACAAGGUCUUCGAUGUCACAAAGUUCCUUGGCGAACACCCUGGUGGUAAGAAAAUUCUUUUGAAGGUCGCUGGAAAGGAUGCUUCCAAGCAGUUUGCACAAUUCCAUAAUGCCCAAAUCAUGGAAAACGUUGGUCUGCCACUGCAGAUUGGCGUCAUCGGAGGAGCUGCCCAGCAAGCCAAGCCAGAGAAGGCUAAGCCCGUUGCCGAAGCUGGUAACCGUGUUGGCGAUAUGAUCCCCUACGGUGACCCCACUGACUGCCAGGACUGGAACAGCCCUUACUACAACGAGAGCCACUACAAGCUUCGCAGAGAGCUGCGAGCUUUCGUCGAGAAGGAGUUGAUGCCUAACUGCCACAUGUGGAGCGAGAACAAGGAGAUUCCUCGCGAGGUCAUUAAGAAAUGCGCUGAAUUCGGAAUCUUGGGUGCCGCCUGUGGUCAUGUUCCCGAGGAAUAUUUGCCAUACGGCUUGCCUGCUGGAAUCAACCCCAAGGACUGGGAUGCUUUCCAUGAAAUGAUUGUCAUUGACGAAAUUGCUCGCUGCGGAUCAGGAGGUUUGCUUUGGGGUUUGCAAGGAGGUUUGUCCAUCGGUUUGCCUCCUGUUCUUUUGUUUGGAUCAAAGUACCUUCAGGAUAAGGUCGCUAGAGAUUGCUUGGCCGGUGAUAAGCGCAUCUGCUUGGGUAUCACUGAACCUCAUGCCGGAUCAGACGUUGCUGGUCUCAAGACAGAAGCUAAGGAUAUGGGUGAUCACUAUCUUGUCAACGGUGAGAAGAAGUGGAUUACCCAAGGUUAUGAAGCCGAUUAUUUCACUGUUGCCUGCCGUACCGGAGGUAAUGGUAUGGCUGGUGUGUCUCUCCUCCUUAUUGAGAGAUCCAUGCCUGGUGUGACCACUCGCAAGAUGGAUGUUAUGGGUAUGUUCGGAAGUGGAACUUCUUACAUUACCUUUGAAGAUGUCAAGGUGCCCAAGAGCAACCUUAUUGGCAAGGAGAACGACGGUUUCAAGUAUAUUAUGUACAACUUCAACCACGAGCGAUUGGGUAUCAUCAUGCAAGCCACUCGUUUGGCUCGCGUCUGCACUGAGGAAGCCUUCAAGUAUGCCAAUAAGCGCAUGGUCUUUGGAAAGAAGUUGAUCGACCAGCCCGUUAUUAGAAACAAGCUCGGACACAUGGUUCGUCAGGUAGAAGCCACCCACGCUUGGUUAGAAAGCACCUUGUACCAAAUCAACACUAUGCCUGCUCAAGUUCAGCCUAUUCGUCUUGGUGGACCUAUUGCUCUACUCAAGGCUCAAUCCACCCAGACCUUUGAGUUCUGUGCUCGUGAAGCUGCUCAAAUUUUCGGUGGUCUCUCCUAUACCCGUGGAGGACAGGGUGAAAAGAUUGAACGUUUGUACCGUGAAGUGAGAGCCUAUGCUAUUCCCGGCGGUAGUGAAGAAAUUAUGCUUGAUCUCGGUGUUAGACAAGCUCAGAAGGUAGCAGCUCUGAACAACGCUAAGUUGUAAACGGCGUAGUCAAUGCUCCAACUCCAUCAUGUACAUUAGCCA